Colletotrichum truncatum is the source of this 1203-nucleotide messenger RNA. Its product is annotated as beta-ig-h3 fasciclin. Lineage: Eukaryota; Fungi; Ascomycota; Sordariomycetes; Glomerellales; Glomerellaceae. The record is from RefSeq and is a predicted model, not a curated record.
AUGCAUUUCCUUCAAGUCUGGUUGUUGGCCGUGGCCAGCUCUAUAGUUCCCACCGUAUCGGGGGCAAUUGGGCAAUCAAAGCCAGUAGAGCGCCAGAUCUCCAGCCAAAGCCUUGUAGACGCGCUCUCAAAAUAUCCCGCCCUCUCGAGCUUUCAGCAGCUCUUAAAGGACUCGCCAGGAAUCAUCAACGUUAAUGCCAAGAAUGUUGCUACUGUCCUGGUUCCGGACAAUGAAGCUCUCUCCGCGUUCGUGAAGUUGAACAACGCCACCAGCAUCUCUCAGCUGUCCACCGAGCGACUACGAAGCAUCUUUCAGUACCAUACUUUAGCUGCAGCCCUGAAUACAACGGAUUUCAGCGCCUCGAGGGGUCUCACUGUUCCGACGAAGCUCGUGGACACCCUCUAUAACCUGCGAAGCCCAGGCCCCGCCCUUAUUAAGCAAUUUGGCGAGGAAGCUAACGGUCAAGUGCUAUACAUAUCAAAAGACACUUUGAACUCACCCAAGUUCCGUGUGAGGCAGACAGGUUCUACCGGCGACAAGGCGAGCCUGCGCGCUGGAUUGGGUCAGACGGCAGAGCUUACCGGCGUUGACGGCGUGUGGGAUGGUGGCUAUUUUCAGGUCAUCAACACUGUCCUCGAGCCGCCAAGAAUAUGCUCCACCACGAUCAGGAAGCUUUCGAGCUCUCUGUCUUCCCUCGACGAUGCGUUAAAGAAGGUCAAGUUGUGGCAGGAGCUUGACAAGAAGCCCAACAUCACCUGCCUGGGCCCCAGCACCGAGGCCUUCGCCGCCGCCGGCAAUCCGGAGAGGAACCUCAACAGCGACCAGCUGAAGAACGCUCUGCUGCUCCACACCCUGCCUCAGGUGACAUACAGCAACUACCUGACCGAUGGCCAGGAGUUCGUGUCUUUAAGCAAUAUCACGGUCAAGGUCACGGUUCAGGGUGACCAGAUCUGGUUCAACGAUGCCAAGGUCAUCAAUCCCAACGUCUUGACCAACAACGGCCUCAUUCACAUCUUGGACCGUGUCAUGUCCGCCAACGGGAAGCCUGACCUCUCCGUGUCGCCUUCGUCGUCGCCCACGACGCCGUCAGGCACUGCGAGCCCCAGCUCGACAGGCACACCGCCCAACUCUGCAGGCACAUUCUCUGAAGAUCUUCGUGUGGCUGGUGCCAUUGCGUUUGCUGCCGUCAUGCUGUUGAUUUAA